Molecule: messenger RNA, 700 nt
Organism: Ciona intestinalis (vase tunicate)
Lineage: Eukaryota; Metazoa; Chordata; Ascidiacea; Phlebobranchia; Cionidae
Source: RefSeq, a predicted model, not a curated record
ACUUGUCAUGUUGAACUUUUGUGUUCAUACAUUCGUGCCGAACCUAUAUGUAUCUUUAUAUUUAAAAAUGAAAUGCAAUAUAAAUUGUCUAUGGCAAUAGAACAAUUUAUGUAGGUAGAAUAUACACGAAAGAAGAAUGGCAGAAUUUAACAUGAUCCUUGAAGAAUGCGUUUCUAGCCUUGAGUCAGCAAAUUAUGAUGAAAAAUCUAUUUGUGCGUUUAUAACACGUGUUGAAAAAGUAAGCACCACUGGCCACGAAAACAAUAUUUUGAAUGUGUUCGAGUCAAUUAUCUUACAAGCAAACCUGUCAUGGGUUUUAGAUCCCAAAACUGAAAAUCAGCUUAUGAUUCUGCUGUCCAACUUCUCUCCUCAAUCUUCAAUACUGAGUUUUUGUUCCAUCAUACCAAAGCUAAAUAUUGGAGCUCGAUUUCAACUUGUUGUUUCACUUUUGGACAAACUUUUUCAUCAGCAUUGUUUUACCGACAUCAUUGUAAGAGAGUGCAAAGAUUUGUCAAGUCAUGAUGAACUCAGCAAAAUGUUGGUCAGAGUUGUGGCCAGCUUGCCAGAGUUGAUUUCAAAUAAACAGCAAAACUCACUGAGGUGUCAUAUGUUUCACCACGAACGUUUCUUUACUUUUCUUGGAUUUGAAAUUGUAAAUUCUGUCUUUGAACUUUCCACUAGUAAAUUGCACAGUGGUUAA